Molecule: messenger RNA, 920 nt
Organism: Musca domestica (house fly)
Lineage: Eukaryota; Metazoa; Arthropoda; Insecta; Diptera; Muscidae
Product: trypsin zeta
Exons: 1
Coding region: 19-846 (275 amino acids)
Biological process (GO): proteolysis
Molecular function (GO): serine-type endopeptidase activity
Source: RefSeq, a predicted model, not a curated record
CUUGCAGCUCACGGACACAUGGCAAAUAUUGGUGGUUUGGUUCUUUUCUUCUUGGCAUCUGCCCUGGUAGCUGGCAAACCCAUUCAGGAUGAGGAUAUCGAACCAUCACUGAGACUCGAUGGACGUAUUGUGGGUGGCUAUGCUGUGGAUAUUACCCGCCAUCCCCAUCAGGUAUCGAUGCGGCGUAAGAGCUGCGACGAUUGUGCCUUCUCACACACCUGUGGCGGCAGUAUUUACAAUGCGAAGGUCAUUGUGACGGCGGCGCAUUGUGUCAAUGGACGUGUGGCUGAUAAUUUCAUAAUUGUGGCAGGCACAAGUACCCGUAAUGGCGUGGAUGGUGCCGUGUCGCGUGUCGAUAAGAUUAUUAUGCACGAGAACUAUAACGCUUCCGUCUAUGAUAAUGAUGUGGCUUUGAUGAUUUUGUCACACCCUUUGCCAUUGAAUGGCUUCACCAUGGCGCCCAUUGAAUUGGCCACAGAAGUUCCGUCGAAGGGUUCCAAGUCUACAAUAACCGGUUGGGGUACAACUACCGCGGGUGGUUUUGCUUCAAAUCAAUUGUUGGCUGUCGAUGUGCCAAUUGUGGAAAAUGAUCGUUGCGAUGCUGCAUAUGCUGUUACCUAUGGUCCAGGACGUAUCACCGAUGCCAUGUUGUGCGCCGGUGUCGAUGGUAUCGGUGGUAAGGAUGCCUGCCAGGGCGAUUCCGGUGGCCCGCUUUUGGUAAAUGGCAAGUUGACUGGUAUUGUUUCAUGGGGUCGUAGCUGUGCCUUGGCCGAUUAUCCUGGAGUCUAUGCGAGCGUACCAUAUUUGAGGGAUUGGAUAUUGGAAAAUGUGGCUGCCAAUUCGUAAAAAAAUUAAAAUAAUGAAAAGAUUUUGUGGUAGUUUUUUUGUAAAAUAAUAAAGUAUUCCAUACAAUUAGGAUU